AAUUAUCUUUCUUUAAAUUCUUUAAAAAACAAGAUUAGUUUCUUAAAAAGAAAAAAAAAAUUAAAGAGAGCAAAAAAUCUAUCUUCUUCUUCUUCAAUCUUCCCCUUCUUAAUAAAGAUACCCCUCGUGCGCUUCUCUCUCCUCCAUUAAUACACUCUUCACUCUCUCUCUAUAAAUAUUCUUUAAAUUCUUGUAUUAUACACACUCUUAAAUACCUAUUUCUUGAACUUUUAUUCUUGUUUUAAUACAUAGUUUUUAUUCACAUGAUCAUGGCACUUUUUUUCUUGUUUAUUUUCUUGAUUUUCUUAUCCUCUACAAUCUUGAUUUUCCGGCGGAAUUCUCUUCCCCGGCGGCUCCGGUUACCGCCGGGGAACUUAGGUUUACCAUUUCUUGGAGAAACUUUGCAGCUUAUAUCGGCAUACAAGACUGAGAACCCUGAGCCGUUCAUUGAUGAGAGAGUGAACCGGUUUGGGUCAUUGUUUACUACUCAUGUUUUUGGUGAACCGACGGUUUUCUCGGCUGACCCGGAGACUAACCGGUUUAUUCUUCAGAACGAAGGGAAAUUGUUCGAGUCGAGUUAUCCCGGUUCGAUAUCGAAUUUGCUUGGGAAGCAUUCUUUGUUGUUGAUGAAGGGGAGUUUGCAUAAAAGAAUGCAUUCUUUAACUAUGAGUUUUGCUAAUUCUUCUAUUAUUAGAGAUCAUCUUUUGGUUGAUAUUGACCGGUUGGUUCGGCUCAACUUGGAUUCCUGGUCGGACCGGGUAUUUCUUAUGGAGGAAGCCAAGAAGAUAACAUUUGAAUUAACAGUGAAGCAGCUAAUGAGCUUUGAUCCAGGAGAAUGGAGUGAAAGUUUAAGAAAAGAAUAUGUUCUUGUUAUUGAAGGAUUUUUCACUGUCCCUUUGCCUAUUUUCUCCACCACAUAUAGAAGAGCUAUCCAAGCAAGGACUAAGGUGGCAGAGGCAUUGAGUUUGAUAGUAAUGAAGAGAAGAAAAGAAAGUGAGGCCGGAGAAAGGAAGAAUGACAUGUUAGGAGCCUUACUCGCGGCGGAUAAUGAGUUUUCCGACGAGGAAAUAGUAGAUUUCUUGGUGGCGCUACUAGUUGCCGGUUAUGAAACCACCUCCACAAUCAUGACUCUUGCCGUUAAAUUCCUCACGGAGACCCCUCUUGCCUUGGCUCAACUCAAGGAGGAACAUGAAGGCAUUAGAGCAAAGAAAAGGGAAGAAGAAGCACUAGAUUGGAGUGAUUACAAGUCAAUGCCUUUCACUCAAUGUGUUGUUAAUGAGACUUUGAGAGUAGCAAACAUAAUUAGUGGAGUGUUUAGAAGAACAAUGACAGAUAUUAAUAUAAAAGGGUACACAAUCCCUAAGGGAUGGAAGGUUUUCGCCUCAUUUCGAGCGGUACAUUUAGAUCGUGAUAAUUUCAAAGACGCUCGGACUUUCAAUCCAUGGAGAUGGCAGAGCAAUUCAGAAAAAACAAGUCCAGGAAAUUUGUUCACUCCAUUUGGAGGAGGGCCGAGACUCUGCCCAGGCUAUGAACUUGCUAGAGUAGAACUCUCUGUUUUCCUGCAUCAUCUAGUCACCCGUUUCAGUUGGGUUCCUGCGGAGGAAGAUAAGUUGGUUUUCUUUCCGACAACCAGAACACAGAAGCGAUAUCCGAUCUAUGUGCAGCGGAGAAACAAGGUAGUAAAGUGUUAGACCACAGACAGAGGAAAAGGGAGAAGGAAAUUAUUAAAAGAAUGUAGAACAGUCUGUAAUCAUUUUGAUAUUAAAUCCUAAAAUAAAACUAAUAGUAAUAGAGUUAGCAUAUGUAAAUUAUUUAAUUUAAUAUCUGGUUUAAGAGGUUGAAUCAA
This is a messenger RNA of Mercurialis annua (annual mercury), 1846 nucleotides long. RefSeq names its product 3beta,22alpha-dihydroxysteroid 3-dehydrogenase. Bases 264 to 1691 code for a protein of 475 amino acids. The record is from RefSeq and is a predicted model, not a curated record. NCBI's taxonomy places the organism in Eukaryota, Viridiplantae, Streptophyta, Magnoliopsida, Malpighiales, Euphorbiaceae. Gene Ontology annotation, biological process: brassinosteroid homeostasis; multicellular organism development; sterol metabolic process. Gene Ontology annotation, molecular function: iron ion binding; monooxygenase activity; heme binding. The transcript has 8 exons.